AUGGCGUAUUUCCCACACAACCUUCAUAGGGGUGGCUAUCCAUACUGCCAUCCAGAACGGCCCUACCCUCAGGUCGAUGAGAUCCCAUGGGGAUUCUAUUUUGAUAUCCCACUCCAGCUGCCAUCCCAACCAGUGCCGAGUUUCAAUGCAGAUCACCCCGUUUUCCAGAUAUGGUCUCCCCCCGCGAUGUAUAAAUACCCCAGUUCAAAUGAGUAUCAAAACGCCGUGGUUCCUCAUUCGGAGCCAGAUCCAUACAGCUUUCCACAAGCAUCCAGCGAAGCGCGGUAUGGAUAUUCAAGUCAGAACGCAUAUUCGAGAAAUACCGCCGUGAGCCAGCCUAUCGAGAGGCAUCCUUCCCGCCCAUCUCAUUUCCCGAAUGGCAUCUCCAGUCCGUCCCCUUCACCGCCCCCGCCACCACGCCACGCUCCUGGCUGGGACAAUGGUUAUGGUUUCGAAUUUGGCAUCGAUGAGUCCGUCUCUGGCUACACAGGCAGUUAUCCCCAAGACUGUGACGGUGUUAUUGCACCCUGUUUCAAGGUUGGAUCUGCUGACUGCGGUUGGUAUCGUUUUGAGUUGCAAUACUUUAGAGACGGGUCGCAGCUCCGGGUGACGCGAGUGGACGAUGAGGACGAGCGGGAAAAUAGAAAAUACAAGCAAUUCCCUCCAUUUGUUCAAAAAUGGCUUCAAGGAACGACUCGUUUUAGCUUUGCUGAGAUUAAAGAGCUUGCGCACGAUAUCAUCGAGAAACGCAAGCGCUAUAUACUCGGUGUUUCAGAUUGCCAUAACUUUGCCAUCGACCUGGUUCACAAAAUUUUUAACUCGUACAAGCUUGUCCCCGCAGCUAUGAAGCUCGGUACGUCAGCGGUGAGGCAGCUAGUCAGGCCGGUCUGCCUAGCCAUCACAAAGGCCCUGGAAUGGACCGGAGUAAUCAGAGAGCCCCUUGAAAAGGCUUUUCGCCGAUUGUAUCCUCAUGAUCGCGUGGAAGACCACAAUGUGAACAUCCAAGGCCAGAGCCAUCAUGGCCAGGACUACAAUGAUCAGGACUAUCAUGACAGGGACUAUCAUGACCGGGACUAUCAUGACCGGGACUAUCAUGACCGGGACUAUCAUGACAAGCACCAUGAUGACCAGAACUAUGGUGACCAAUACAGUCGCGACUGGAAUUCUCUCUGCCAGAAAAGCUCUGCCCGGGGUUAUGACAACCGGAAUUAUCGUGACGAGUACCAUAGUGACCGGAAUUAUCAUAGCCAGAGCCAUUCUACCCACAGUUAUGACAGCCAGAACUAUCGUGGCCAGUACAGUGGUGAUCAUAAUUAUCAUAGCGGGAGCUACCCAGCCCACAAUUGUGACAACCAGGACUAUCAUGACCAGUACAGUCGUGACCAGUACCACUAUGACCGGGACCGCUAUGACCGGAACUCUUGUGGCCAUUAUAGCUAA
This is a messenger RNA of Uncinocarpus reesii 1704, 1440 nucleotides long. RefSeq lists its product as uncharacterized. The record is from RefSeq and is a predicted model, not a curated record. NCBI's taxonomy places the organism in Eukaryota, Fungi, Ascomycota, Eurotiomycetes, Onygenales, Onygenaceae. The transcript is spliced from 4 exons. The coding region runs from base 1 to 1440 and encodes 479 amino acids.